Folsomia candida is the source of this 1979-nucleotide messenger RNA. RefSeq lists its product as uncharacterized. The coding region runs from base 272 to 988 and encodes 238 amino acids. The transcript has 2 exons. The record is from RefSeq and is a predicted model, not a curated record. Lineage: Eukaryota; Metazoa; Arthropoda; Collembola; Entomobryomorpha; Isotomidae.
UUAGAAACAUGCGUUAUCAAAUUAAGAAAUUUUGUAUUCGAAAGAAAGUCGUCAUUUUAUAAAUACAUCACCACAAGCACAAUUAUGGAUUAUGGAUUUCCAUAGUGUGGAAAUAAACUAUCAAAUUGCUAAGUAGACUGAUGGUUAUCUUCUUGUCUGCUCACGUCGAGGGUUUCAAUUACCAGAACCUGACAUCAGCAAGUCAUGGGAUAUGCCAUAAGAAAUAGUAACCUUUUAAGUAUCACCAGGUCAUUUCAUUUCUAGCGUCGAAAUGAUCAUGACAGAAUUUCUCCCGUCGCUCAUAUCUUACCUUCGCCUCUGUAAACGUUUGAAAUGUACUCCGAUCGAGUACCACAAUAAAACCGGACGAUUCGUCAUAUGUCGAAACGUUCGACAACUCAACAUUUUCAAACUCCAAUGUGUCCUUUCACUCGUGUAUCUUGCAGGAAUGUUUUUCAAUCUCUGCUUCGGAUCGCACACGUUGCCGGCAAGGUUACAAGGGGUCAGCUUUUUUGUAAUAUACUUGACGACGUUCAUAAUUCGAUGGAACUACGACUUGGACAUUGAAGCCAUUCAAGUUAUCAACUCAUUCCUGGAUUUCGAACGGACAAUUAUUCAGAAUGAUAUCCGGCUACCUCUGUCGUCCCCUGAGACCAAGUCUAUGAAAAGCUUUAUUCGCAUUGCCCAGUCGUCUGUCUUAGUAUUUCCGAUGCUCCAACUUGUACUUUUGACCUACUCCCCAUGCACGCCACCAUUUCUGCUGUCCAUGGCCCCAACGUGUAAUGAAGCUUCAUCUGUUUUGCAAUACUUUCUACAAUUUGGAACAAAUAUUUUCGAAACUUGGAUGAGUUUUCAUAAUUUGUUCUCGUGCACGAUCAUCCUUUUCUACACGUUCUGCAUGGGAAUUGUUAGCAUCUUGAAUUACAUCAACGUACUCAAAAAGUAUGAACAAUUUUUAAAUCAUUGUGUUGCACAUGCUUGCAUGUAAGCACACACAAAUGACACCUUGUUUGAUGGUUUGCUGUCUUUCAAAAAGUUGUGAAAAUCUUGGUUAUCAUAAUAACAUUAAUUAUUUAAUUCUUUCUGAUCAAUUCCAUUUUAGAGAAAUUUCAACGAUUGUUACUGAACAAGACACAGCGAAAUGCAUCAAGUUCUACCAUUCAAUUCAAGUGCUUGAGAAGUCGUUCAACUCUUACGUCAAAGACAAGAUCGCAUCGCCAUUAAUGAUUGCCGUACCUGCACUCGAAAUUUUGGGAAUGUACGUCUGGAUAAACUUGUACAAUGACAUCACUCUGCCGGGAUUCUUGGUAUUCCCAAUAAUGGGAAUUAAUUCCGCCAUUUGCAAUGUGCUCGUCUUCACAUUGGCGUCGCAUGUCAACAGCCUUUCUGAAAGGGUGUUGAUCUCUUUGGAAAAGAAGAUGGCUGAACUAACCUGGAAAAAGUUCGUUAAACGAGAAAUUAGUGCCUGGUCAACGAUGCAAAUUAGAUUUGGCUUGAGUUAUAUUGACCGUGGAACGCCUCUGUCAAUGCAAAACUUUUGCAUUAAUCAAACCCUGUCGCUCACGUUGGUCAAGUCUGGACAAGCCAUUGGUUAAGAUUAUAACGACAAGAUUAUGGCAAUCUUGCGUGGCUAUAUAUACUGUAAGAACUAAAGUAUAAUACAACAACUCUAACUGUAUGCUAGGCUUUACUUUGUACUAGGUCAAUAAUCUAGCAGAACUCUUUAUCUGGAGUUAUUAGAUUUAAUAAGUCGAGUCUCAUUGCAUAUGUAUCUGUAUUAAUGGUACUGGAUAAGCUUAUGUACGUAUACUCCACUAGGUGAAAAGUUGACAGAAUGGGUUCAAUUGUUUAUUCACAUAUUUCAUAUUAAUUACUUUCUUAAUAAAAUUGCUCUCAAUAUACUUACGAACAUGAGCUCAUGUUUAGAACACGUAUUUGUAUUUUGAAUUGGUACUUUGUGUGUGUGAAUAUAGAAAGUU